ACACAGAAUCGUAUCGGCACAGUUUGCAUAGCAAACAGCGCAGCACGCACAGCCGCGAUAUUUUUUUCACCAAGUAACAAUCGAUCGAUUAAGAUAGAAUCGAAGAUGCGCUUCCACAUCACUGCUUUGCUCGUGUUCGGAAUAAUGGCCGUGGCUUUGGCAUCGCCGGUGCCGGGUCAUCAUCAUGAACAUCAUAUAAUUCACGUGCCCUACCACGUGCAUACGGUCCAUCAUCAUCACACGAAGAAGAUACACAUCCCGGUACAUCACGUCGAGAAGGUCGCCGUUCCUGUUCCGGUUCCGGUGCACCAUGUCGAGAAAGUACCAGUUCCAGUACCAGUACACCAUGUUGAAAAAGUGGCCGUACCUGUUCCAGUCGUUCAUAAAGUUCAUGUCCCUAUUCAUGUACCCGUUCAUGAGGAGAAGUUAAGUCAUGGCUGGUUUUAAAUGGAACACUUUGUCUUCGACUUCAAUUAUAUUAGGUUAUUGUACAAGGUGGAGUAAGUAAAAGUCAAUAAAAAAAAUUAUUCCUUAUUGGGGAUCCAUUGAUAAGAAGUUCUCUUGUGGAAUAUAAAAGAAGAUGAAACCGAUUAGUACAAAAUUACUCGCACUACCAGUACAGCAUUUAAGGAUUUAGCAUAAGAACCAAAUACUCUGUAUGCACGCGUGUGUACUCAGAACGAAAAUACUUGUACAUACUUUACAUCACGUUACACUUUCUAUCAUUAUUUUUAUAUAAUAAACAUUUGAUAAAAAAAAGUA
Wasmannia auropunctata (little fire ant) is the source of this 762-nucleotide messenger RNA. RefSeq lists its product as uncharacterized. The coding region runs from base 106 to 447 and encodes 113 amino acids. The transcript has 4 exons. NCBI's taxonomy places the organism in Eukaryota, Metazoa, Arthropoda, Insecta, Hymenoptera, Formicidae. The record is from RefSeq and is a predicted model, not a curated record.